GCCUGCGCCCAGAUAACCGGGCCAACAUGAGGAGAAAGCACUCUGUCUUGCUUGCAUGGUGUGUUUUUGCCUCCUGUUUCUAGGCCUCUCGGAUGGCGGAAUUUCCCUGAAGGGAUAGUGUACUGUAAUUUACAGGACUCCACAUGGAUGGGAAGCGCCUUAUAUGGAAGUGGAAGUGGGCGUGGGGAACUGAGUGAAAGGAUCACAAGACUACUCAAGAGAGUGUUCGUGUAUGUGUGUGUACUGUGGAAGGGGGAAGUUGCAGAGCUGGUUUUUUACAGUUGUGCAAUCGCAACGCAAUAACGUGCAACGCAGGAGCGAUUUAACCUGGUUUUUGAAUUGCUGUCCCCUCCUUUCCACGCCGGCCUCGCAGGGUCCGCGAGGAUCUUGAGGAAGAAUGUAGUGUGAGGUCACCGAACCAUGAGUCAACCUUGGCGAUGCGUGCAGUCAUUUUGAUGCGAUUGCAAAGUGGGUGCGUGGAGGAAUACAGCCUCUUAUUACAGUUAGGGGGAACAGAAGCGAGGAGGAGUGGAAAAUGACGAAAACGGAUCCCAGUGAUGAAUGGAGGGCGUGACUGACUCCCAGACGUCUCAAUCCCUCAGUGGCUUUGGAGCUCCACCUCAGUCAGAGGGGGGGUCUUUUAAUUCCUUGGCCAUCUGUGCUUGAUCCCCCUCCUCUCUCAAGGCCUUGCAUCCCCUGCGGUGGAAAUCCGGUCAGCUAUUUUCUAAAGGGAAAACAAACGAGAACAAAACUCCAGAACUUGGCUAGUUGGCACUUAACCCCAGCUGCCCUUCUUUCCUACUCUAGCCAUGAGCCUGCCACCUCAGCAGAAGGGCACAGCCAAGAGGACAGGCAAGCGCAUCUCUUUUUUCAACGAGGCAGGUGCUCAGAGUCAGCUCAAAGAGCCACUGCAGCACGUUGACGGCCCCUAUUACACCUUAGGAGCCCAGGGCCAGGAGCCAGUCCAUGGCGAGCCAGGGGCCCUUCCCACUUCGGAAGUUCCUACAAGAUAUCUCUCCUCGGUGAUCUUCAGCCCAGAAAAAGGAGAUCAGAACCGUGGGCACUACCAGCAGACCGUCCCCAUGAAGUGGGGUCAUCAGGAGCAGGGUAAUGCUAACUGGGCUCAGGGCAUUCCCAUGGGAACCUGGGGACAGACCUUUCCGGCUUAUCUUGGCGGGGUUAAUGUGGACAUGAACACAGCACUCCAGAGUUACGGUAGCCAGGCGUUCUCCAAAUCCGGCCACGAGGUGAUGCAGCAGUCCAAACGGGGCCAGGAGAAGCAGCUCCCAAACCCAGCUGAGGCGUACCGAGACCCAGCGAAGGUCCGGAAUGUGGAGUGGGAGCAGCAGCAGCAGGCUGCUAUGGCCAGGCACCAGGCCCAGUUGCAGGCAUUUCAGCAGGGACAGAAGCAAGGAGCAGCUCUUGCACAGCCAAGUUCAGUCCUCCAACCCUUCCAGCUGGCUUUUGGGCAGCAGAAGCAGCAACUCCCAUCAGGAUAUUACCAGGUCUUUCAGACCAAUAGGACUAUGCCAAAUCUGAAUUAUAGCGGACAGCCUAAAUCUCAGCACCAGCUUCAGCAACCACAGCAGUUACAGCAGCAGCAUUUGCAACAGCAGCAGCUACAACAACACCAACAGAACCAACAUUUUCUGGACACUUACUACCAGAAUGCCCAUCAUCAUCAUCAUUUACAAUCACAGCAACUGGCUUCGCAGGGCCUAGGACCCCAGUCUCAUCAACCGGAGCCCAAUGUCCAGUUUCAGCAAAGCAGUUUAAACCCUGAUAUGCAGAAGUUCCCAGCCGGUACACGGCAGACAGAGGCGGCUUCCCAACAGCCUCUACCCCGCAGGUCGCGGCGGCUUUCCAAGGAGAGUGUCCCUCCAUCAGGGGAGCAGCCCGGGAAUCCAUUCCUCACCCCUUGGAGCCAGGCCACCCAGGGGUCCCAGGCUUCUAGUGUUAGCAUUGGAGCACCCCAGAAUGGCGCCCCAGAGGUCAGAGUGAGCAAUGUGCAGGAGGAUGUCCCAGCAGCCCCUUCCGGAGUGAUCCAGAGCACGCGGAGGAAGAGGAGAGUCUCUCAAGAAGUCAAUCUGGAGACCUUGGCCCAGAAGGCUUCUGAGAUGGAGUCUUUACCUCAUAAAGUGGACAAGACACAGGAGGCUGAGGAUGAUAGGGCCCGGCCCUCCGUGGUCCUGAGCAGCGCCGACGGAGACGCCACCAGCGCCAAGCGGGCCCGGGACGAGAGCCUCGUGCCGCUGGUCAUCCCCGUGUCGGUGCCGGUCCGGCAGGUGGACAGAGCAUCGCCGGGCAAGGAGCAGGGGGAGGCGGGGUGGGGGCAGAGAGGAGGCCAGCAGGACCAAGCGCAGCCCGAGCACAAGGCCUCGGUCAUCGUCACGCGCCGGAGGUCUCUGAGGAACUCCCUUUCCGAGAGCACCGUCCAGGACGGCGAGGGUUUAAAGGAAGAUGAAGGCAAAGGGGGGGCCAAGUCGAAGCGCCGACCUCGGCCGGAGCCCCUCUUCAUCCCUCCCAAACCAGGCACCUUCAUCGCCCCCCCGGUCUACUCCAACAUCACCCCCUACCAGAGCCACCUCCGCUCCCCGGUGCGCCUGGCCGACAAUCCCCUCACCAUGCCCCCUUACACCCCUCCGCCCAUCCUCAGCCCCGUCCGCGAGGGCUCUGGCCUCUACUUCUCCACCUUCCUGUCCACGGCCUCCAACAGCCACGCCGCCCCCCCGCCCAUCACGCCCAAGUCUGCCACGCGCAGCCUGCUCAGGUCCAACAGCUCUGACAUCACCCCUCCAGUUCUUCCAGCAAUGGGAGAGGCCACCCCUGUGAGCAUAGAACCGCGGAUCAACAUUGGGCCGCGGUACCAGGCCGAGGUGCCAGAGAUCAGAGACCGCGCAGCCGCGCAGAGAGACCAGCACAAGGCGGAGCUGGUGUGGUGCCCCCUGCAGGAGCCGGAGGCCAAGCCGCCGCGGGAAGAGAGCGUGGAGAACCUCAUGAGUCUGGCCUGCUCCAGUGCACUUUGCGGGGGAGGUACCAAUCAGGAACUAGCCCUGCACUGCCUGCAUGAAGCCAAGGGAGACAUCCUGGAAGCCCUGACGCUUCUGCUCUUAAAGAAGCCCAUUUUCUCCAAGAAUCACCCUCUUGGCAACUAUCACUAUUCAGGGUCAGACAGGUGGACCUCUGCAGAGAGACGGUAUUUCAACAAAGGAAUCACUGCUUAUAAGAAAGACUUCUUCAUGGUACAGAAGCUGGUGAGGACGAAGACGGUGGCUCAGUGCGUGGAGUUUUACUACACCUACAAGAAACAGGUGAAGAUCGGACGCAACGGCACGCUGAUUUACGGAGACUCUGAACCGGCAGAAGGGAAGAGUCUGCAGGAUGAGGUGGAAGUAAAUGUGAAGAGUUCCCAGCGGUAUGAGCCCGCUGUCAGGGACACUGCCCAAGACGAAGAUGAAGAUGAGAAAAGGAAGUGGGUGGAGCUGGCAGACAAGAGGCAAGGCCCCAGCCCUCCGAAAGUGACACAGGCGCUCCAGGCCUGCGAAAACGCCGGCGAGGUACUGGUCCUGAGGAGUCAGGAGGCGCCCGGCGAGGAGAAGAAGAGAGACCGGCAGGCGCCCCAGCCCCCGCCUCCUGCCCCAGCGCCGAAACCACGCCAGGAACCUGCUGCUGCAGACAAGAAGAAAGCUGCACCCUCUACCGUCAACAAGGGCCAAGACCAGGAGAAUAUUUUCCCCUGCAAAAAAUGUGGCAGGGUCUUCUACAAGGUGAAGAGCCGCAGCGCCCACAUGAAGAGCCACGCGGAACAGGAGAAGAAGGCCGCCGCGCUGAGGCAGAAGGAGGCGGACGAGAAGGCGGCGGCCCUGGCGGCCGCGGCAGCCCGGCAGAACGGAGCGCAGGCGGAGGAGAGCAGCAGCGAGGAGUCGUCGGAGGAGGGCGAGGACGAAGACGACGAGGACUGGCACUGAGGCCCAGCGUGGAGGCGGUGGGGGUGCCGUCACCAUGGAAACCAAAAGGCGCGCUGGGAGCCUGGAAGGUGGGUUGCACCAGCCAGGCAGAGCUGCGUGCGGCUUGGCCUUGUGAGAGGACAAGGGAUAUCCCCUGCACAACCAUGGAAAUUUGUUUUUCAUAGCACAGCACAGAGCCUGCUUCCCCUCCUUGCUCCCAUUUUUGGUCUGGCUCCUUCAGACACUUUUGUUUAUCUGUGAAAUUUUAUAGCCUGGUCUAUUUUCCAGCCUGUCCUGCUCGUCCUGCUCGCCCUGCUCCUCUCAGAGCUUAAUGCUGGCUGACACCAUUGCACGUCUGGAUUACAUUUUUACAGGUCCACCUAAAAAAAACAUACACCUCUGUUUGACUGUGUUUUCAAGGCUGUACUCUCAGACAGCAGAGUUGGGGACCCCCCCCACUCCAGUGAGCACUUUAACAGUGUUGCCUCGAAGGCUCAGAAAUCGCAGUUAACCCUAAACCUGUACUGGAGCUCCCCCUUAAUUCGGAAGGGUUUGGUUAAGACACGUGGAGACCAACAUCCUCUGGACUAGCUCAUGCAAUGCUUCAGUUGAGAUAUUGUUCCACUUUCAAUGCAAAAAAUCUUGACUGAAUGGAAAAGGAUUGUUUCUUCUCCUUCUGGGCUAGAAAACUGAUAUUCUCAGUAGCUGACCCUUUAAGCAGGGGACUGCCAAAAAAGAACAAUGUGAUUUGGUGUGUUGAAAAGUGCUGUAAUUUCCUUUUUAUUUUGUCACUAUUGAUGCCUUGGAUGUUUUUAAAUGCUUUUUAUCUCUACAAGACAAUCAAUGUAUGAAUGCCCUUUUAUAUUCCUGAACUUAUGGUUAUUAUUAUUGUUGUUGUUAUAAUAUUGUUAUUUUAUUAAUAUUAUUAUUUUGUGUAAUUGUAUUUUGCAGUUCUUUUUCUCAUUGGGCUGUUUUAGUUGGUCUCGUGUUCUAGAAAAACUGAGCUUCAAGAACUGAUUUGAAAAACAGGAACUGAAAGUGACAUUCAGUGCAAUAUGAAAUUCUCCUUUUAAAAUCCAAGGGCCUUAGUCUUAUAUGACUGUUUAUUUCUUGGUUCAUUUAUAACUAUUUUCGAAGCAGACAUCAUGGUUUUAUAACUAUAACAACGUUAACACUGUAACUGUGUUAACAGUACAAACAGCACAUUCAGCUCUUUACCCACAGGUGUAUACGGCAGUGGUCUUUAAAACUCUGCUCAUGCCAGUUGUUUUUGCGGUUGUCAAAAUGGUGCUUAAAAGGGUUAAUCUAUCACAUAUGAAGAAAUUGAUUAGGGGUUAAAAGUUUUGUCUCUUGCUUGGAUUUAAAUUAUAGUCUCACCCAAAAGCUUGGCAAUUAUGUUUGCAUUGUAGGAAACAGGAUUCUCAGUUGUUCUGCUUAAAUUAAUUGGCCAUUGUGAGAUAAGGAUGCUUUGUGUUUUUCCUGAUUCAUUUAAACAAGCAAAGCUCUAUCUUUCCUUGCAGUCUAAGUGCAUAUUAAUACUUGUCUGAAUUCAGCAUCCUCUUCACAUUGUAGGGAGUAAGAUGAAGUACAUUUACGGACAAAUGUACAAGCUUUAAGUUGUGUGGUUUCAAAACUGCGCCUUGCUGUUCAUUACUGUGUAUAUAAUUGAAUUUUUUUGCGAUUAUAUGUGCGAUAUUUAAAUUAAGUAAGGACAUUUUUCUCUUAUUAAAAGCUGCACAUUUUAAAAAUGAAAUGACUUCAUAUUGAAUGCAGUAUUGCAGAGUGGAACCUGUAACCAACAGGUUGCCAAAGUGAUCAUCACACAAGCCUGAUCCAACAUUUGUAAGAUGCUGAAUUUUAGUUCAUGAGAUUUGAAUGAAGUUCAGUACACUGGACAUUUAAUUUACUUUGCUAAGGUGUUACGACAGGGCAUCUCUCCUGCUUGGAACCAAAGCUAACAGUUUUGGUCUGUUGCACCCAGCAAUUACGCCUUGUACAGUUCCUUUACGGGAAUGCUCAAUGAAACUUCCCUUGUGUUUGUAAAGGCCUAACCCAGCUAGGCUAUUAUAAGCUCGUUUCCAUGGUUACUUAAACAGGAGCUUCCUUGAAACCUAUGCUAUUUAUUUACUAGACCAGGAAUUGAGGUCAGUCACAGUGGGGAAAAGAGGUUGAAACCAAAUUCAACAGCACAAGUAUUGUCUGUUUCGCUGUGGUGUUUAUGCACAGUGUGCUUUUGUGUGUCCAUCUCUCUAGUAAAAAAGAUGCCCAGCCUCCUACUGAAAUUCAGAGCUGCUUGAGAAAAAGAAACUGCCUGUUUUGUAUUUUUUAUAAAUAUAUUUGCGAUUUAACAUUUCUGAUCGCCGAAAAGGCAUUCUGUGAUGAUAUUGUUGUAGACUGUUUUUAUUUAAGAGAGGUAAUACCCCAAUGAUAUGAACGCUAAGCUUAAAACGCUAAAUGCUUUCAUUCUGUACAGUUGUUAAGGGAUUUGAGAAUUGAAGGUUUAUAUAAAUAUAUAUACACAUUUUCUAUAUUAUUUUGAUAACGAGCAAAGAUACACUAAUGUUUGAAAAAAAUAAAAAUAAAUUUCUCAAGUG
Lepisosteus oculatus (spotted gar) is the source of this 6541-nucleotide messenger RNA. RefSeq names its product mitotic deacetylase associated SANT domain protein b (gene mideasb). Gene Ontology annotation, molecular function: transcription corepressor activity. The record is from RefSeq and is a predicted model, not a curated record. NCBI's taxonomy places the organism in Eukaryota, Metazoa, Chordata, Actinopteri, Semionotiformes, Lepisosteidae. Gene Ontology annotation, cellular component: transcription regulator complex; histone deacetylase complex. Gene Ontology annotation, biological process: regulation of transcription by RNA polymerase II; negative regulation of DNA-templated transcription.